Molecule: messenger RNA, 621 nt
Organism: Penicillium expansum
Lineage: Eukaryota; Fungi; Ascomycota; Eurotiomycetes; Eurotiales; Aspergillaceae
Exons: 2
Coding region: 1-621 (206 amino acids)
Source: RefSeq, a predicted model, not a curated record
AUGUUCCGCAAGCUCCGUAUUCGUGGUAGCAAGCCCGCGCAAUCAGCGCCGGCCACAACAGGAGAGAGCAAAACUGUUGACCCAUCCCCUCACGCCAUCCAUAUUAGCGACCUACUCCAGAGAGAGAAGGCCUACGGCGAGUUUGACCCUACAGACGACUUCGAAACAGAUUACCUUUGCGACAGUCAUAUCUACAAUGUCCGCUUUAUCCCGCCUAACGUCAUGGGGCUUAGCCUAGCUUACCUCUGCCUCAUGCAGCAUGUUUGCAUCGUCUUCUCGUACGACGCUUCGUCGAGGGAAUCGUGGGGCGAAAUGGUCGCCGCCUGCGAGGGGAUGCGCAGCCGCUGCGAAGACGGGGUCUCCCCCUUUCUUGCGACAAUGAUCGCCGCCAUGGAUGAAGGUGAAGCCCCAGUGUCGCACGUGGAAGCUAAGGCGUUUGCAACCCAGCGGGACUUUCGCUUUGUCAAGUUUUCGCCCGCAACUGGGCGCGGCAUUUGCAAUGCGGUCAGCUCGCUAGUUGAGCUGGCGCCCGGUGCUCGUGAUAAGUAUGCUAUGGAUCAGGAGGGCUAUACCCAGAGGUACAAGAGGGCGGAGGCAUUGCAGGCAUUAUCUCUCACCUAG